AAGCCUCCUAAAUUUAAAACCCUCAAAAACAAUGCCAUUAUCAUAGUAUUUAAGCAAACCUUAAUGUUUCAGACAUAAAUGAAUAAACCCCACAAAGAUAACAUCUUUACCUCUUCUCCUUCACCAAGAAAACACCUAAAAACAUUCAUCAUGCCUUCUCUUCAUUUUCUUGUUGAAGCACUAUUCUUUUUCAUUUUCUUGCAGUCUAAAUAUUGUUUCUCUUCAAAACAAGCUUCACUCAUUUUGCCUCUCAAAACCCAGAGACACUCUCAUAUCUCCACCGCAAGAAAGUACUUCACCGCCGCCACCGCCUCCUCCACCACCAACAAGCUGUUAUUCCACCACAAUGUUUCUUUGACAGUCUCUCUUACAGUUGGUUCACCUCCACAAAAUGUUACAAUGGUUCUUGAUACAGGUAGUGAACUUUCUUGGCUUCAUUGCAAGAAGACACAAUUCUUGAACUCAGUUUUUAAUCCUCUUUCUUCUAAAACUUACUCUAAAGUACCGUGCUUAUCUCCUACUUGCAAGACCCGAACCCGUGACCUUACCAUACCCGUUUCUUGCGACGCAACCAAACUCUGCCAUGUCAUUGUCUCCUACGCUGAUGCCACCUCCAUUGAAGGCAAUCUUGCUUUUGAAACUUUUAGACUCGGGUCUUUGACUAAGCCCGCAACAAUUUUCGGGUGCAUGGAUUCAGGGUUCAGUUCAAAUUCCGAAGAGGAUUCCAAAACAACCGGGUUAAUUGGCAUGAACCGUGGGUCAUUAUCAUUUGUUAACCAAAUGGGCUAUCCGAAAUUCUCAUAUUGCAUAUCGGGUUUUGACUCGGCCGGUGUUUUACUUCUCGGGAAUGCCAGCUUCCCUUGGCUUAAACCGCUAAGCUACACUCCACUAGUCCAAAUAUCGACACCAUUACCUUACUUCGAUCGUGUUGCUUACACGGUCCAACUAGAAGGCAUUAAGGUGAAGAAUAAAGUUCUAUCACUACCAAAAUCGGUUUUCGUACCGGACCACACCGGUGCGGGACAAACAAUGGUUGACUCGGGUACCCAGUUCACAUUCUUACUGGGUCCGGUUUACACAGCUCUAAAAAACGAGUUCUUAUCGCAAACCAGAGGGAUUUUGAAGGUUUUAAAUGACGAUAAUUUCGUAUUUCAAGGGGCAAUGGAUUUAUGCUAUUUACUAGAUUCAUCUCGGCCGAAUUUGCAAAAUCUACCGGUAGUUAGUUUGAUGUUUCAAGGAGCCGAGAUGAGCGUAUCGGGUGAGAGGCUGCUGUAUCGGGUACCGGGUGAAGUUAGAGGGAGAGAUUCGGUAUGGUGCUUCACAUUUGGGAACUCUGAUCUGCUGGGGGUGGAAGCAUUUGUGAUAGGUCAUCAUCAUCAACAAAAUGUUUGGAUGGAGUUUGAUCUUGAAAAAUCUAGGAUUGGACUUGCUGAUGUUAGGUGUGAUGUUGCUGGUCAAAAGCUUGGAUUGUACAUGUAAAAAAGAAAAAGUUGUAAUGAAUGAGAAUGGUAGGGACAGAUGUACAUAUACAUGAAGAUCUAUGGACUCAUUUUUCAGCUACACAAAAUAUUUUUGGAUUAGGACUUUUGAUGGACAACCCAAUGCACAAAUGCUCAGUUGGUGGGGGUUUUCUGUUCUCAUUCCCCCUCAGGAGAUGGAAAUGUUUUUGUUUACCAACAAGGGAAAUGGGGGAAUCAGCUAUGGAAUUAUAUAUAUAUUUACUAUCGGAUUAAAUUAGCGAAUGCAAUUAAUACUAUAAGCAUGAUUAUAUGUACAUGAUUAUAAAUUUUUGAAGGAGUUAAUAUGAUUUCUUACAGAA
Messenger RNA from Ricinus communis (castor bean), 1819 nucleotides. Its product is annotated as aspartic proteinase PCS1. The transcript has a single exon. The record is from RefSeq and is a predicted model, not a curated record. Gene Ontology annotation, biological process: proteolysis. Bases 79 to 1479 code for a protein of 466 amino acids. NCBI's taxonomy places the organism in Eukaryota, Viridiplantae, Streptophyta, Magnoliopsida, Malpighiales, Euphorbiaceae. Gene Ontology annotation, molecular function: aspartic-type endopeptidase activity.